Molecule: messenger RNA, 980 nt
Organism: Guyanagaster necrorhizus
Lineage: Eukaryota; Fungi; Basidiomycota; Agaricomycetes; Agaricales; Physalacriaceae
Exons: 6
Coding region: 112-693 (193 amino acids)
Source: RefSeq, a predicted model, not a curated record
AGAUACGCGCUUUGAGGUCAUGUCAUCGUCAGGCCCUUCCAUGGCGCGCAUUUAAGGACGGGGCUUAGGCGAAUCAUUACACAUAUCGUGCACUUCCCCUACAAAGAUCAAAUGAGAGGUACCAACAGCUACACUCUAAGUCGCGCGGUCUUUUACGCCUUACUCUGGUCUGUUGCCGUCAUCCUGCUGGCCCUUACGGCGUAUCGUAUCCACUUCACGAAAAGUUAUGGUGUAGGCUAUGAACCUAUCAUCGUGGAGCUUCUGGUUUCUUCCAUCCUCACUGUGCUCUGGGUACCACUCGUAGUGCUCAUGAUAUUUGUUGAGCUUGCUGCAAGCUCCCGAGAUAACGCUAGGCAUCCCCGGUACCUUCCCUUUGAACUGUUGGGACUUGCCAUCCUGUGGGUGAUGUGGCUCGUCGGUGCCGUGUAUACCACCAACCGCAUACUCCCGGGUCGCAACUGGUGUAUCAUUGGCGGGAGGCAAUGCAACAUCUUGUCAACGCUUCUUGCUUUCGCUUGGAUAGGCUGGUCUUUGUUGAUGCUCUUGGGUAUCAUGGCCUUGAUGCAUUCGGCCCAUGGGCUCGCGUCCGAUGCGAAUACCGGUACGCGGAUUGAGAAAAAUAAGGGAGUUGUUUCGGAAAGCACCCAUACGGGGACUGGACAGCCAGCCCCUACCCAGCCAACAAAUGUCUAAUUGACGGCCUUGUAAUCAUGGCACGCAAACUCACAUGUAUGAUAUGAUGAGUUCAUAACUUCUAAUGUAUUACUUCCACGUACACACUUCUAUGUCACCGUUAUCAGUUUCCGAUGCUUAUACAUCCAAGAAUAAUAGCGCGAAAAUGGUACACAUACACCUACAUAACACAGAGCCAAUGAAUUGUUCUAGGUAGUAGCAGCCCACGCCUUCAAAUCUAUGGGAUCAUUCUUGGACAUCUCUAUCCAUUUGAAUUGCUAAAAAAAAUUGUCAAAUCUCGUCUUUCA